AUGGAACCAGCAGUUGCUCAGGAACCUGUGCCUACUCAAGGAGAGGAGAAAUUGAGUAAGAACGAGUUGAAGAGAAGAGAGAAAAUGAAGAGAAAGGAGGCUGAAAAGGCUGCCAAGGAGGCCGCUAAGGCUGCCAAGGCCGCUGCCACUCCAAGUACCAAGAAAGAGGAUGAGGAAGAUGUGGACCCCACCAAAUACUUUGAGAACCGUCUUGCUGUUGUGGAAAAAGCCGAGGCUGCUGGUGAGACCUAUUACCCCCACAAAUUCCAAGUGCAGUACUCCCUUCCCGAGUUUAUCGAGAAGUUCUCGUAUUGCAAGGACGGAGAUCGCUUGGAGUCCGAGCCGUGCUCUGUUGCUGGACGUGUUAUUCUGAAGCGCGCUUCUGGCAAGAAGCUUUUCUUCUACACGCUCCAGGGUGAUGGCAAGCAAAUCCAGGUGAUGGCAAGCGAGGACAAGUACGAGGGAGGCGCUGAGGCGUUCCAGGAGAUCUACAACAAGGUGCGUCGUGGAGACAUCAUCGGCAUUCGCGGCUUCCCCGGUCGUUCGAAGCGCGGCGAGCUGAGUAUCUUCCCGUACAGCAUUCAGAUCCUCUCUCCCUGUUUGCACAUGCUUCCGAAGCCGUUCAUCGGUCUGACCAAUCCUGAAACUCGCUACCGAAUGCGUUAUCUGGACCUCAUCAUGAACCCUUCGGUCCGCGAUAAGUUCAUCAUCCGCUCUCGCGUGAUCCGAGGUAUUCGCUCGUUCCUGGAUGAGCGCGGAUUCAUUGAGGUGGAGACGCCCAUGAUGAACAUGCACGCUGGAGGCGCGACCGCGAAGCCGUUCAUCACGCACCACAACGAUCUCAAUUUGGAUUUGUACAUGCGUAUCGCCCCUGAGUUGUAUCUGAAGCAACUGGUGAUUGGCGGAAUGGACCGCGUGUACGAGCUGGGCCGCCAGUUCCGCAACGAGUCCAUCGAUAUGACGCACAACCCCGAGUUCACGACGUGCGAGUUCUACAUGGCCUACGCGGACGUGUACGACAUCAUGGAGCUGACGGAGCAGAUGGUGUCCGGCAUCGUGAAGGACAUCACCGGCGGCUACAAGAUCCAGUACCACCCGCAGGGCAAGGACGCGGACCCCGUGGAGAUCGACUUCACGCCCCCAUGGCCGCGCUACAGCAUGAUCGAGGAGCUGGAGAAGCAGAGCGGACUCAAGAUCCCGAUGCCCCUGGAGUCCCAGGAGACCUACGACUUCCUCGUGGCCACCUGCAAGGAGCUGAAGAUCGAGUGCACGCCUCCCCUCACGACGCCGCGCCUCCUGGACAAGCUCGUGGAGCACUUCGUGGAGCCGCUGUGCCUGAACCCGUCCUUCGUCUGCGACCACCCGGCCAUCUGCUCGCCGCUGGCGAAGUACCACCGCAGCAAGCCGGGCCUGUGCGAGCGAUUCGAACUGUUCGUGAACUACACGGAGCUGGCCAACGCGUACACGGAGCUGAACAACCCCAUGGUCCAGAGGGACCGAUUCAUGCAGCAGGCGCGCGAUAAGUCCAAGGGAGACGAGGAGGCGCAGUGUCUCGACGAGGAGUUCUGCACGGCGCUCGAGCACGGACUGCCGCCCACCGGAGGAUGGGGACUCGGAGUCGAUCGACUCACCAUGUUCCUCACGGACAGUAACAAUAUCAAGGAGGUGCUGCUGUUCCCCGCGAUGAAGCCGAUUGAGGAGAACAAGCCGGAGGAGUGUGCGUAAACGGGGUUGAG
Messenger RNA from Blastocystis hominis, 1736 nucleotides. RefSeq lists its product as hypothetical. The transcript has 6 exons. The record is from RefSeq and is a predicted model, not a curated record. Gene Ontology annotation, biological process: lysyl-tRNA aminoacylation. Gene Ontology annotation, molecular function: tRNA binding; lysine-tRNA ligase activity; ATP binding. Bases 1 to 1725 code for a protein of 574 amino acids. Gene Ontology annotation, cellular component: cytosol; cytoplasm. NCBI's taxonomy places the organism in Eukaryota, Bigyra, Opalinata, Blastocystidae.